Neurospora crassa OR74A is the source of this 1941-nucleotide messenger RNA. Its product is annotated as WD domain-containing protein. Gene Ontology annotation, biological process: rRNA processing; DNA-templated DNA replication. The transcript has 2 exons. The coding region runs from base 476 to 1714 and encodes 412 amino acids. Gene Ontology annotation, cellular component: nuclear pre-replicative complex. The record is from RefSeq and is a predicted model, not a curated record. NCBI's taxonomy places the organism in Eukaryota, Fungi, Ascomycota, Sordariomycetes, Sordariales, Sordariaceae. Gene Ontology annotation, molecular function: protein binding.
CCACAUCACAUCUUGACAACACCACCAUUGGUUCUUGGGAGGAAGAGGCACAUCUGGAAUACAGCGUAUCUUCAAGACCUGCAGCAUCCUGAACUCCUUCGGGAUUUCUUGCAUCAGAUCAACCAGUCAACACCCCGUUUCAGAAUCCAGAUCUUAUCCGCCGGCGUGAGGACGGUAACUUCAAAUUUUGUGUUGUACCAAUCACUGCACACGACAUCCACCAAAGAAGGACGGAAGAGGAAACAUACCUUUCGUCAACCUGCGUUUUCGUCAGGAUUCACGACACAUCUCUACACUUACAGCAAAAGUCACGCGUCUGCCACGCCUGUCGCAUUCCGCGGCUGCUUCCAAAAAGGGUCCGAAAAGGUCAAAUCGGGACAAGGUCCUGACCUACGGAAGAAGAGAGCAGAGAGGAAGAGAUAGGCAAGCCACAUAUAUCUAGCCCAGCAAGAAAAAAAGGGAAAAGGAAGAAAAUAUGCUGUCGGAAGAAUUCGUUUCGGCCAUCUGCGGCGCUCCUCUGAGCUCCAACACGUCCAUCGCCAAGGACGUGGGCAUCUACGGCCACACUCUGAGCCCUACCUACUCAGUCAAGUACAACUUCAAGAAGAGCUCGGCGCCGGUGAACUGCGUUGCCGUCAGCGACUCACACGUCUACGCUGCUCAAGAAAAUAAAGCCUAUGUCCACGUUUACUCAAGGAUACGCGGCAACCAGGAGGCCUUUGUGGCCUUCCCCGAAAGAAUUCGGUGCUUGACUUUGGCUGGUGACGUCCUCGUACUGGGCACAGCAGAAGGUCGGCUCAUGCUUUGGGAGACAUCCACCGGCCGCUUAGUCUCAACCCCAGCGCGCCACGUCCAAGCAGUCUCCUGCGUGAUAGCCACGCCCUUCCACGUCCUGACGGGCUCUGACGACUCAGACAUCCACGUGUGGUCCCUCUCCUCACUACUCGAGCUCACCCCUUCAUCUGCCGAACACGAGCCAGAGCGGAGUCUCUCCAACCACCGCGCCGCCAUCACCGCCCUCUCCGUCAACGCCUCCGUUUCUUACGACACCAACCUCUGUGUAUCCGCCAGCAAAGACAAGUCCUGCAUCAUCUGGAACUACCAAACCGGUGACGCACUGCGCACCCUCUUGUUCCCCACUUCUCCCUUGUGCAUGUCUCUAGACCCGGCCGGGCGCGCCAUCAUCGUCGGGUGCGAGGACUCGUCGCUGUACAUGGCCGAGUUCUUCAAGGGCGACAGCAAGGCGCUGCUGGGCGCGCAGUCCGAGGACGCGGCAACGGUCAUGCAGAUCUCGCAGCCGUUUGGCGCGACACAGCCUACUGGUGCUGGCCCAGCGUCUUGCUUGGCUUUUAGCUACGACGGCACGACGCUCCUGACGGGCCACCCCAAGGGCCAGAUCAUGAAGUGGGAUGUGGUGGAUAACAAGGCCCCGGUGGAGUUGACGAACCUUAAUGCUGCCGUGACAAAUUUGGUGUUCGUCUCGCCCUUUGAGUCCAAGGGCGGGAACAAGGCGACCAAGACAUCGACGAUUGUCAAGCCUAACCAGGCGGAACGCGCUUAUACGGUUACGACGCAGCUUGAGGCUGAUCUGAGGAGCCCGACGAGGGUUGAUGAGUUGGUGAACUCGACUGGUUUCAGUCAGCAGGCUUUGGAGAACGCUAUCGCGGAAUUCCAGCAGGCCUUGGCAGAGAAAGAGUAUGAGAAGAAGGAAUGAAACGAUGUUUAGGGGUGGAUCAGUUGGUGAGCACGUUGAGGAUAAUUUCGACGCUGCACGACUGAUCGAGAUCGUUUUCUGAACCCGGUCUGGCUAUGGUCAACUUAUUAGGGACAAAUGAGAACCGACAUGGUCAGGGUGGGUUCGCCAUGUCCGUACAUAGAUAUCUAGAAGAUUCUGUAUAUGUCGCAGAUACCCCUCAAUAUAAAUGUUUAGAUCAAGAGGCG